AGCAGAUAGUUAUGGUGUAAUGGCACGCAGGAAUAAGUCAUCCCUGUCCUCCAAAAAGCCCAUGAAAAGGUAUUUGGUAAGCUAUGUCUUUUCCAAUAUCAAAUCCAAUGUAUCACAAUCUGUGGACUUUCUACUCAAAAACUAGAUUGAUUAAUUGAUAAUUCAUUGCUGAUUGUUCACGCGCCCUGUAUGGAAGUAUAUAAAUGGUAAUCCGCAUACUCCAGGAAGAAUUGAAGCAAUCUCAAAAGAAAAGAAGGGAAUCUGGAUCCUUCGUCGGAUCGUCAAAGAGCUUAGAGGGGAGCUCUACGCUUCACUGGCCAUGCAAAGCAGGGAGAGUGACGGAGGCGGAGGCACUGCUGGCUGCUGGAACGGACAUUAACAAGCUGGACAGAACGCAGUUUAACCCUUUCAUGGACGCGAUCAACUCAGGUAAAUCAUUCGACCGCCUUAACAAUAUGGGUUUAUUGGUAAUAGUAGCAAGAGGUUUUAGUCAUGCGUUUGAUUACAGCACAGUGUGAAACCCUGAAGCAUACGUCGAGCUCUAAACUCUGUUUUGUCUAAUAAUCAAUUAUUUGAAUAUUGAAGGAUUAAAUUUGGUAACUUGAUGAUCACACAAUUAACAGGACAGGUCGACUGUGCUAGAUGGCUGCUGAGGCAAGACGGUUUAAAGCUUCAGACCGAGAUAUGGUCGUUUUGUAGGGAGAGGGUGCUAGAGUCAUUGCUAACAGCUUAACAGAAGGUAGGGAGAGCGAUCCAUGGCUGUCCCGAUAGACCCACUCAGACUCCUGCCGGAAGAUACUCCUCCGGUUGAUCCAGAUGAGACAGUUCUAGCAGAUGAUCAGUUACAGACUGAAGAACAUAUCCCGCAGAUCAAUGCGUCAACAUCUGCAAAUGAAGCUGAUAUCAGAAUCGACAUGAUGAUGGUACUACACGAGAUGCUCAUGGAAAAGGUCUCCGUUUGCUUUCCUCCUCCCACGAGCAGUACAAAGUGUGGGUUCAACUUUAAUCUGAUAGAAGAUAUCGUAUGCGGAACCCAAGCCCGGCCAUGUCUGUACAUAAUAACGAAAGAAACCGGUUAUGCUGCGAGGGCGUUUACCUCGAUAGAUGUUGAAAAUGCCCACAGCAUUAUAAAUCAUUUGGACCGCCGAGGGGUCCAAAACUCCUCAAUCGAAGAGCUUAGUAGACAUGCCAGCAACCUACAGAGACUUCAAAUUCUCAGGAAACCUCUCUAGGACGGAAGCUUUAUACUCCGACAUCCACAAUUUACUACGCCCCUGAGAUCGACAAAGGUCUUUCUGAUAGAUUGACUUCCAGCCAAUUCGAUCUAUCGAAGCCGAGUGGGAAGAACAAAGAACUGAAACCCCAUGGUCGCAACGAUGCUCCUCGCGGACAAGGGAGAGUUAGGGCCAUCGGUGGUCACAAGACUGGAUAAUAUUUAUUUUUUAAGCGUUGAGGUUGUCACGAAAGCGUACUGUAACGGGACUAUCAGAUUUGAGUGAUUUGAUUUUGUGAUUUGCAGUUCACGUGAUUUUAUUGUGAUUUUAGACUGUAAAAACUAUAAAGGUUCAAGUUGAACUAUCGUCGCCAUGAUUAUGUAUUUUGGAACUGUUCACGUUGAAAUUGCUUCGUUAA
This is a messenger RNA of Bolinopsis microptera, 1632 nucleotides long. RefSeq lists its product as uncharacterized. Bases 756 to 1232 code for a protein of 158 amino acids. The record is from RefSeq and is a predicted model, not a curated record. The transcript is spliced from 5 exons. NCBI's taxonomy places the organism in Eukaryota, Metazoa, Ctenophora, Tentaculata, Lobata, Bolinopsidae.